UCCCUUAUCUCUCUUUGGGUUCCCAGGGGGAGACGUCUUCAACCAGUUUCGUUUCGUUUUUUUCUCUCUCGGCUCUCAGACGACAAGAUCAUUCUUCAGAAAAGAAAUUUUUUUUUUUUUAUCGAUAAUGGCGGACGUGUACUGCUCCGACUGCAAGAAAAACACGGAGGUGGUAUUUGAUCACUCUGCCGGCGAUACUGUUUGUUCCGAAUGCGGUCUCGUUCUCGAAGCGCACUCCAUCGAUGAGACUUCCGAGUGGAGAACCUUCGCUAAUGAGUCCGGCGACAAUGAUCCUGUUCGUGUCGGUGGUCCUGCUAACCCUCUUCUUACCGACGGUGGUCUCUCUACUGUUAUCUCUAAGCCCAACGGUGCUUCUGGUGACUUCCUCUCUUCUUCCCUCGGUCGAUGGCAGAAUCGCGGUUCGAACCCUGAUCGAUCUUUGAUCGUCGCCUUCAAGACUAUCGCCACCAUGUCCGACAGACUGGGCCUUGUGGCGACAAUUAAGGACCGGGCAAAUGAGAUAUACAAGAAGGUGGAAGAUCAAAAAUCUAUUAAAGGAAGAAAUCAGGAUGCAAUUUUGGCUGCUUGCCUGUAUAUUGCUUGUCGCCAAGAAGACAAGCCUCGCACUGUAAAGGAAAUUUGCUCCGUUGCCAAUGGUGCCACAAAGAAAGAAAUUGGCCGGGCAAAAGAGUACAUUGUGAAGCUCCUGGAGGUAGAGAUGGGUCAAUCAAUGGAGAUGGGAACUAUUCAUGCUGGAGAUUUUCUGAGGCGUUUUUGUUCUCAUCUGGGCAUGAAUAAUCAAGCUGUUAAAGCUGCCCAAGAAGCUGUUCAAAAGUCCGAAGAGCUGGACAUCAGGAGAAGCCCCAUUUCAGUGGCAGCAGCUGUUAUUUACAUGAUUACUCAGCUCUCAGAUGAUAAGAAGCUUCUUAGAGAUAUUUCGCUUGCAACUGGCGUAGCGGAGGGCACCAUUAGAAAUUCAUAUAAAGACCUUUAUCCAUAUGCUUCCCGGUUGAUACCCAACUGGGAAAGAGAAGCAUCAAAAUAGAGAGAAUGUGUCAUGUAGUGUCUAAUUCUCCCGAAACCUCUUCAGCAGCAUCAUUCUACUCUGAUAUCUCUAAGGUAUGGAGUUUGAUUUGGAAAUUAAACAUUUAUUCAGAGUUUUGCUUAUUUUUGUGGAAACUUUUGCAGGGAGGUAUUCUCACUCAGGACAGUUUAUAGCAAUUGGUGGCUGUUGUGUUUUUUGCUCUUUAGAAAAGAAAACUGAAUGGCACCUUUUUAUCUCGGCCUUUUUCAAAAUGAAUUUGGGCAGUGGGUCUGUAGGAAUGAGAACUGAAUAUCUCACUGUUAUUCUAUCUUUGAUCUGUUAAUCAAUAUAUCUACUUCACCUAUUUUUUUCCCUCAGAUAUUUAUUUAUUUUUGUCAAUAAUUUUCUCUUACAUGUUACUUUCUUUGGAGUGCUGGGAAUGUUAGUGUGGCAAAUUAUUGUUAGCCUAAACUUAUGCAAAUUCUCAAAAAUAUUGAUUGAUGGGUAGCUGAACUCAAGCUUUUUCCUUUUCAACAUUUUUCACCGGAGGUUCCCAGAUCCAACUUGUUUCUGUCCAAAAAAGGAUUUACUUAGCUAUAUUAGCUAUAAUAGAUGAGGACUUUCUUAUUGAUCUGUGGUGGGAGUUUCAAAAUGAUUUAAGUCAAGCUGGAUGGACAUUUGUCAUUAUCUCUCAAAAUCUAUUUUUAUCUCUCUAUGGAUUAUGGUUAUGUAGGGAAUGCUGAAGAAGCAGAGGCAAGAGGGAUGUUUCUAGGGUUAGAACAAGCAAGAUCUUUGGAGCCAUAAUCACAGACGUUUGGACAAAUUGUCUACAGCUACAAAAUUGGAUGCAAGAUGAUUGUGUUAAAAUGGCCAUGAGAGAUUGGGAGCUGUUUCACCUUCUUUUAGAUAUAAAAUCCAUGAAAAAGCUAUUCCCGGAAUGUAAUGUUUUGAAACAAUAUAUAAACAUAUGCUUAGCUCAUAAUUUGUUGAAUAGAGUUAGGAAUGAAAAGCAUAGAAUGGUUGUAACUGAGAAUGUGGGCUCUUUUUUUUUUAUUUAAUUCAGCUUUUGAGACUGGAAA
Molecule: messenger RNA, 2103 nt
Organism: Macadamia integrifolia
Lineage: Eukaryota; Viridiplantae; Streptophyta; Magnoliopsida; Proteales; Proteaceae
Product: transcription initiation factor IIB
Exons: 8
Coding region: 128-1045 (305 amino acids)
Biological process (GO): transcription preinitiation complex assembly; DNA-templated transcription initiation
Cellular component (GO): nucleus; transcription preinitiation complex
Molecular function (GO): TBP-class protein binding
Source: RefSeq, a predicted model, not a curated record